AAACUAUGCAUCUGUGGACCCCACUGACUUCUUACCAAAAAAUGGUGAUUUUCCUCAGCUUUCUUGCCUGUAUUUUGCCCCGUUUGUCAGCUAAGAGAAAAGGAAGAGGAAAUAAACCACCUGCUUUUUAAAGGUUGUGUAAAUAGCCGGACCUUGGUAGUCUUAGGUAAGAGCUGCUGGUUUAAUCAGUUGCCCAGCAGGCCGGUCAGCAGCGAGUCACUAAUUAAAACAUUUCAGAAAUGCAUUUGGUCUCUUUACUUCAAAUGUAUCAUUAAAGCCCCUAUCCCAACUCCAGGGCUGCUACUGGCUAAUUAAAACCAAUCACAUUCAGAUAAAAGCAGCUGUGGAAACCUGCUGCCUUUCUCCACCUGGGGCCCAACUGCCCACAGAAACCAAAGGCUUUGCUUUCACUGCAGCUCCUGCAGUGUGCGCCCUGAUGGCAGUGCUCUGAGUCCUGCUGCAGCACCAGAAACGUGGGCUCCUUGUGGGCAGGGGCUGCUUUUCUUUCCCUUUCUGCUUAAUGCAAACCUGGAGCAGGUAUUCUGCCACUGAGCCCUGGGUUCUGUGCACACAAGGCGAGGUUGCAGCCCUUGGGUGGUUUUGCAGCCCUGGGAUGCAGUGUGUCUUGCUGCUCUGGGGGCAGCGCUUCCUCCUCUGAUGGCACAAAGCACAGUCAACCCCCACCAUGCUUCCAUAGAGCUCAGCUGUGCAGCCCCGUGCCGUCAGCUCAGAAGCUGUUCCCAUCUCUUGCAGGGCUGCCAAAGGCUUCUCUACCACUGCCUGCUCCAAGUCUGUGGUACAGAGAAAUGCCUCCCGUGUGGGAUUUCCCAGCAGCUCUGGGCACGAGGCCCCAGCACCCCAUGUCACAGCUCACUCAGGGCAGCCCAGGAGGCUGGAGCCAUGCGGGCUGAGGCCACCUGUGCUGAAGCCAGGCAGAAAAGUUCUGCUUUUUCUUUAGUUUGUUGCUUUGUUUCGUUUUGCAGGGCCGUACUCUGCCCAAUUCGCUCCUUUGUCCUCUGCCUGCUUUGGGACAGCCUCCCCUUAAACUCACCAUGGCUGAGUCCCUUUCAGAUGCCCCUUCCUAUGUCUUCUUAACUUCCUCACCAGAAACGCUGCUUUAUUCUGUUAUAAAAAAUAAAGUUAACAGGGGAAGCCUUCAGAAAAAAAGAAAAAGAAGCCCAGUGUUCCUGGAUGCAGAAAAAGAACAAUGAGUUAGAACAGAAAGGCUGCUCCUUUUUAUGUUUAAUUGCAAUGCGUGGGGUGGGGCAGAUCUUGGAGACAAAAGAAAGCGUGUGGCUCUUCAAAAGUAAGAAGAAAAGGAGUCCUGCUGGUUACCUUUGGGGUCUGGUUGCAUCACCUGAGCCCCCCAGCACUGGGGGGGUGGUGGGCAGGAGCCCCAGCCCUGGGCCGGGUCCCCGCAGCCGUGCGGCGCAGCUUUGUUUACAGCCUAUCUGUGGUUGAAUUACACCACAUACAGUAAUUCUCCUCGCACUGCCAGUAAUUUCACUGACUUACCAAGCAGGCAUCAUUUCCUGAAAGUCAGCCCUCGUACUUAGAGGAAGUAAGAGCACUCUCCUUCAUGACUAAACACUAUAUGCAAAUCUCGCCAGGCUCAGGACAGGCGCGCUGCAUGGCUGUCCUUUUUUUGCUCCAUUUUCACUCCUUUCUUCUGCAUGUCCAAAAAAAGCCUUGGUGAGCUCUCUUGCUGCUGUUGCUGUCAUGAAUGAAGAUCUUUCUCCAGUAUACAUUGAGAAGUUCACCUUCCUGCCUGGUCUGCAUCCUGCUCUGCUCUCAGCAAACUGAAUGCUGCUUUAAAAUGUCCCAAAUGCAGUUCUGGCUGAAGUUCCCGUCUCUCUUCAAGGACUCUUCAUACCUCGAUGAGCUCUCCAACAAUAACUCUCUCUUCUCAUCUCCUGCGGAUUCCCUCUCUGACAUCGUGGAUGCAAAGGACUGCUUGCCUGCUGACAGCCUGAACCACGUGCCAACCAUAUGGGAUGUAAACACGUCACAGCAGAACCAAACAGAGCUGUUCUCAGCCAGCAGAUCAUUCAGUGGCUUAAACAGUUCGGACGACCGCAUUCCUGCUGUCCCCAACACCCCCCUCCUCAUAAGCUACCAGUCUCAAGUUCCUGCAGAAGAGGAGGAUGAAGGUGAUGAGGAAGAAACAGAAGAGUUGGGGCAAACAGAAACCUAUGCAGAAUACGUACCUUCAAAGUCCAAGAUUGGGAAGCACCACCCUGACCUUGUGGUUGAAACAAGCACCCUGUCCAGCGUUCCCCCACCCAACAUCACCUACAGCCUUUCUCUGCCAAGCUCCGUUGCUGACAAAGGGUCACUCUCUGCACUACAGCUGGAAGCAAUCAUUUAUGCCUGCCAGCAACAUGAAGUUUUAUUGCCCAAUGGGCAGCGAGCUGGCUUCCUCAUUGGGGACGGCGCCGGAGUUGGAAAGGGCAGGACAGUUGCAGGCAUCAUCUUUGAAAAUUAUCUUAAAGGGAGGAAAAAAGCUCUUUGGUUCAGCGUCUCCAAUGAUCUCAAGUACGAUGCUGAGAGAGACCUGAAGGACAUUGAAGCCUCCCACAUUCCUGUGCAUGCUUUGAAUAAGAUUAGAUAUGGAGACACAGCUACCUCAGAAGGAGUCCUCUUUGCCACUUACUCUGCUCUCAUUGGUGAGAGCCAGGCAGGCGGGCAGCAUAGGACGCGCUUAAAACAAAUUCUGGAUUGGUGCAGGGAAAACUUUGAUGGAGUUAUUGUAUUUGAUGAAUGCCACAAAGCCAAAAAUGCCAGCUCUACUAAAAUGGGCAAAGCAGUGUUGGACCUUCAGAACAAACUGCCUCAAGCGAGGGUUGUUUACGCCAGUGCCACAGGUGCCUCUGAGCCAAAAAACAUGAUCUAUAUGAGCCGCCUGGGAAUCUGGGGGGAAGGCACCCCAUUCCAUGCAUUUGAUGAGUUCCUGCACGCAAUUGAGAAGAGGGGAGUUGGUGCAAUGGAGAUCGUGGCAAUGGACAUGAAGGUCAGCGGAAUGUACAUUGCCAGGCAGCUCAGCUUCACUGGAGUGACCUUCAGGAUUGAGGAGAUCCCUCUGGAUCAGCAGUACAAGAUUGUCUAUGACAAAGCAGCAAAGUUGUGGGCAGAGGCCUUGAUGGUGUUCCAGCAGGCAGCUGACCUGAUCGGCUUGGAGUCUCGGAAAUCCCUGUGGGGUCAGUUCUGGUCAGCUCACCAACGCUUCUUCAAGUAUCUCUGCAUUGCUGCUAAAGUCCGGCGCCUCGUUGAGCUUGCCAAGGAGGAGCUGGCAAAGGACAAGUGCAUCGUCAUCGGCCUGCAGUCCACGGGGGAGGCUCGCACCCGAGAAGUCCUGGAUGAGAAUGAUGGGCACCUCAAUUGUUUUGUUUCUGCUGCAGAAGGCGUCUUUCUAUCACUAAUUCAGAAGCACUUUCCUUCAACCAAAAGAAAGAGAGAAAAAGGAACUGGCAUUAAAAGAAAACGCAAGCAGAGGGGCCGCUGCGCCAAGGCUCUGAAGGGCAUCUGUGACCCCGUGGGGGUGAUCAAGAUCAGCGAUGACAGCAGCACCGACUCUGACAUGGGGCUCGACAGUGACUUCAACUCCUCCCCAGAGUCUGUGCUUGAGACCGACGAUGUCAUCUUCAUUGAGCACGCCUUCAAUGGCUUUGUGACCGAGAGCAGAAGUAAUUUUCACAUGCUGCCUUCACAUAAAGAGAUGCAUGGCCUGAGAGAACUGGAGCAUGUGGAAAAGAUGAAGCAGGACCUACUAGCAAAAGUAAAAGCACUGGGCAAAGAGCUACCUCUCAAUACCUUGGAUGAACUGAUCAAUCACUUUGGGGGACCGGAGCACGUGGCUGAGAUGACUGGGCGAAAGGGCCGGGUAGUUUGCAGGCCAGAUGGCUCUGUCAUGUUUGAGUCUCGUGCAGAGCAAGGCCUCUCUAUUGACCACGUCAACCUGAAGGAGAAGGAGCGUUUUAUGAGUGGGGAGAAGCUUGUAGCAAUAAUCUCGGAGGCCUCCAGCUCAGGAAUCUCUCUCCAAGCAGACAGACGGGUGAAAAACCAGAAGCGCCGGGUCCACAUGACACUGGAGCUGCCCUGGAGUGCAGACCGCGCCAUUCAGCAGUUCGGUCGGACGCAUCGAUCAAACCAAGUUUCUGCUCCAGAGUAUGUCUUCCUUAUCUCUGAGCUUGCUGGAGAGAGGAGGUUUGCCUCCAUCGUGGCAAAACGUCUGGAGAGCCUAGGUGCCUUAACUCACGGAGACCGGAGGGCCACUGAAUCCCGAGACCUCAGCAAGUACAACUUUGAGAAUAAGUAUGGGGCUAAAGCACUAGACAGAGUUCUCUCCACCAUCCUCAACUACACGGAGAACAGAGUUCCUGUGCCCAAGAGCUAUGAGAGAGGAGAGGCUGCGUUUUUCCAGGAAAUGAAGCAAGGUCUUAUCUCUGUGGGGAUCUGCUGCAAUCAGUUGAAGUAUGGCACUGUCUCAGUAGAGAAAGACUGCUCCAUCACCAAGUUCCUCAACCGGAUCCUGGGCCUGGAGGUGGACAAGCAGAACAUGCUGUUCCAGUAUUUCUCUGAUACCUUUGACUAUCUGAUUGAAAAGGACAAGAAGGAGGGCAAAUAUGACAUGGGCAUCCUAGAUUUAGCUCCAGGAAUUGAUGAGAUCUACGAGGAAAGCAAGGAGGUCUUUCUGACCCCUGGGCACCCGCAGGAUGGGCAGGUUGUGUUUUAUAAGAUCAGUGUUGACAGAGGACUGAAGUGGGAGGAAGCUUAUGAGAAGUCACUGAAACUGACGGGAUCUUAUGAUGGGUUCUACCUCUCCUACAAGACACGAGGCAACAAAUACACCUGUCUGCUGGCAGAGCAGGGCCGUGGCAAGAACUUCAUCCUCUACAAGCCAAAUAUUGGGAAGCAGAGCCAGCCUGAGAGCUUGGACAGUCUGCACAAGAAGUACCGGCAGGUGACACCGGAUGAAGCCAAGGAGCACUGGGAGAGCUGUUAUCAUUUCUCCUUGAAGAAGUGCAACCAUGCUGUCUGGAACAGGAGCUGCAAGCUGAUCCAGGAGGGGAAAGAAUGUUUCCAGGGCAUGCGCCUGCGUCACUACUACAUGCUGUGCGGAGCCCUGCUGAGGGUGUGGAGCAGGAUUGCCAGCAUCAUGGCAGACAUCACUAACACCAGCUACCUGCAGAUCGUCCGCCUCAAGACCAAGGAGAAGAAGAAACAAGUCGGGAUAAAGAUCCCCGAGAGCUGCGUUCGGAAGGUGCUGGAGGAGCUGAAGCAGAUGGAUGAGAACGUGAAGCGGAAGCACAACCGACUCCUCCAGGCACAAGAGCAGAGCCUGCAGUUCUCCCUCCCCCUGCACGGGAGGCAGCAGCCCUUGGACCUCACGCACGCAGCGCCUGGGCUCUCCUUACCACAACACUCCCUGCGCCAGGACGAGAUCCUGGACCUGACCUACAGCCCUCCCAGCGACAGCAUUCCUGACGUGAUGAACCCGGAGCCCAGCCCUCUGUGCUUCCCCCCGGAGCCUGUGCUCCAGCCCCACCAGCAGCACGGAUCUCCCUUUGGCUUCGGCCACCUUUCUGCCUUCAAAAGCCCGGACACCAUCCUGGAGGGCAGCGUGCCUCUGAGCUCUUCCCUGCAAGAACAUCAGCCCCUGCCUCACCCUGAGCCCUCACAGACUCUGCAGCAGCAAGAAGAUUUUGUUCAACAGGAUGGAAAUAUCAAUUUCAGAGAGAUCCUGGAGGACAUGCUGAGGACGUUCAAUGGGGCCCCUCAAGAGAACAUUCUCCCCCAGGAGCGCCAGAGCGUGAUCCAGUUCAGUGGGCUUUUCCCAAACUUCUGAGAGCCUCUGGGUGCACCGGGUGACUCUCAGCCACUGCAAAUCCAUAUCCUUUGGUGCAGAGAUGAGGGCUAGGGAGCCCUGGCUUUUCUACUGGUUUGGACUGAUCCGUUUCUUUUAUUGAGGGAAGAAGAAAAAAAAAAAAUUAUAGUUCCUUAAAGCAAAGUUUAUUUAUAUAUAAUAUACAGUCAGGCAUGUAUAGAUUUGUAUAUAACGUGCUUGGGGGUUCAGCUGAUCUGGACUGAUGGUCUCUGCUGUGUUCAAGUCCUGCUCACGGGUCAGUGCUGUGUGAGACCAAGGAGAGACACCCAUCCCCUGCAGACUACUGAGUUUCCAAGCCAAGUCGUGCCUCUCUCAGCCCAGAGCACUGCAGCUGCAGCCCCUGAAGCUGCCUCAGCUUUGCAGCAGUUGCAGGAACUGACUGCACCAGCACCUAAUUAGCCGGGAUCGUGGCAGAGCUGCUGAGUUUGGCACAGCUCAGCCAGGCUGGGACCACGCAGGGAUUGCCUGGAGCCUGGGGGCCGUGAGUCCCACUGACCUCUCCUGAGCCUGCAGGGCUGCUGCAGCUGGCCGUGCUUUGCCCACAUUUUGCUAUCAUGUGCUUUUUGUCCUGGCCUUCUCCCCAGCCCUGUGCUGCUGGGCUUCUUGGCUGGGACAGGGACGGUCCGGCUGUGUCACCCAGCACUGCUCUCAGCCCCGGGUCCCUGGCGAGCACAGGGAUGUGCAGUAUUGCUGCUCAUGCUGCAUAUCCAACCUCCAAUACCAAAGAGCAAACGUCUGCUUUGCACUGCACUGCCCCACAUCCCCACCUGCCCCAGCAGCAAGGUGGGCAGCUGCCCCCCAGCACAGAGGGCACCGCUGCCAGCCCUGCUCCACACCUCACACCUCGGCAGGUCCCGGGGACUCAGCUUUUGUUUUCUCUGCUUAACCUGAGGAGUGUGGCAGGGAACUGGCAGCGUUGCCCUGGGGCAGCUGCUCUGCAUCCUCCCCUCUGCGUCUGUUCUCUGCAUUCAGUCACCUGGGCGUCCCUGGAAGCAGCACCGGGAUGCUUUCAGGGGAAGGAUGUGAGCCCCUCCCCAGCUGGCCCAGCUCUCAGCGAGGACCCCUGCCCAGAAGGUCUGUCUUGAGGGGCUGCAGCUCUACAUUAGCUCCUGAGCCCCUCCAGGCACAGAAGCCCCAGCUUUGGGACGCGCCAUGGGUUGCUGCAACCCCAGAGACUGAGGGCUGCCUGCCCCACUGCGCUGAGAGCAGGGGCAGCUGUGGGCUCUCUGCCCCCCCCCAGCCUCACUGCUUGCCCCUGUCCAAGGAACCCUCCUUACCUCACAGCCCACACCAAAGAUGGGAGCUCCUGCCCCCAGGCUCCCAGCAGGGCAGGGCUCUCCUCUUCCCCUCCUAUUGCAAGUAUUUCCCCGCUCACAACACUCACUUUCACUCACUUGGCACUUGCUGAACUCUCAGCAACCAGGGAAAAGGGUACCAAGAAAACCCAUUUCAGAGAGACUCAAACUCAGGAAUCACGAGGUAUUCCCACCUGGUGCCCUUUGCCCACCCCUGUGCCACGUUAGCAGAGUCCCACGUGGCAGCUUUGACACACGAUGUUCAAAUAUAUGCAAUUAUCCCUCCCCCAGCUCUGGAAGACAGAGAGCACCUUCAAGGAAACCCCUCCCUGCCCUGAUCCUGUGUUUUUGUCAGGGUUAAUAAUAUGUAACGAUAUCUUUUAACUAAAUUAUUACGCCGUUGUCCUACUGAUUGUAUGUAUUUUUAAAUGAGUCCCUCUUUUUCUUCCCUUACACCUUUUUUGUUAGCACUUUUUAAUCUGCUUGUCGUUGGCCUUUGUUUUUUUUCUAUGUGUAUUUAUAAUUAAUUGAGAUGUAUAUAUGUAAAGAGAUUUGUUUUUUUUUUUUUUAGAACAUGUGCCUUGGACUAAUAAUUCCUGAAUUUUCUACUUGCCUCAGAAGGAUCAUUUUUCAAUCUGCUCAGUAAAAAGGAGCCACACGUGAGGUCUCUGUAAGUCCCACCUCUGUCUGUUCAGCCUUCCCCAGGCUCGCACCAGGCCUGGGGUCAACGUCCCAGCUGCUCCCCACACACCCCAUGGCACUGGGCCACCGCUGGGAGGAUCCUGCCUACACUGU
This is a messenger RNA of Lagopus muta (rock ptarmigan), 7974 nucleotides long. It is a transcript of the gene SBNO2, whose product is annotated as strawberry notch homolog 2. Gene Ontology annotation, biological process: regulation of DNA-templated transcription. Lineage: Eukaryota; Metazoa; Chordata; Aves; Galliformes; Phasianidae. Gene Ontology annotation, cellular component: nucleus. The transcript has 30 exons. Bases 1724 to 5845 code for a protein of 1373 amino acids. The record is from RefSeq and is a predicted model, not a curated record. Gene Ontology annotation, molecular function: chromatin DNA binding; histone binding.